This is a messenger RNA of Gossypium raimondii (Peruvian cotton), 1314 nucleotides long. RefSeq names its product probable glutathione S-transferase. Gene Ontology annotation, cellular component: cytoplasm. The transcript is spliced from 3 exons. Bases 406 to 1077 code for a protein of 223 amino acids. Gene Ontology annotation, molecular function: glutathione transferase activity. Gene Ontology annotation, biological process: glutathione metabolic process. The record is from RefSeq and is a predicted model, not a curated record. Lineage: Eukaryota; Viridiplantae; Streptophyta; Magnoliopsida; Malvales; Malvaceae.
CCUAUUAUAAAUUUACACUCACCGCUCUCAGAAUCUACCAGAAAAUCGACUAAUCUCCCAACCAUGGCGGUCGUGAAACUGUUCGGAGCUAGGCCUAGUCCGUACUGUUACUGAGUAAUUUGGGCUCUGAAACUCAAAGGCAUGGCUUACGAAUACAUCGAACAAGAUCUCUUCAACAAGAGUCCUUUGCUUCUUCAAUAUAAUCCAAUUCAUAAGAAGAUCCCGGUACUCCUUCACGACGACAAACCCAUCUGCGAAUCCACCGUCAUCCUUCGAUAUAUCGAUGAAAUUUGGCCGCAAAAUCCCUUGCUGCCGGGUGAUCCCCAUGAGAGAGCCGUUGCCCUGUUUUGUAUCAAAUUUGCUGAUGACAAGCGCUCUCAGAAUCUCUGAAUUAAUCUCCAAACCAUGGCGGUCGUGAAAUUGUUCGGAGCUUGGUUUAGUCCGUACGCUUGCAGAGUUAUUUGGGCUCUGAAACUCAAAGGCAUACCUUACGAAUAUAUUGAAGAAGAUGUCCGCAACAAGAGUCCUUUGCUUCUUCAAUAUAAUCCAAUUCAUAAGAAAGUCCCGGUGCUCGUUCAUGACGGAAAACCGAUCUGUGAAUCCACCGUCAUCCUUCAAUAUAUCGAUGAAAUUUGGCCGCAGAAUCUCUUGCUGCCGGCUGGUCCCUAUGACAGAGCUGUUGCUCGGUUUUGGAUCAAAUUUGCGGACGAUAAGGGUUAUUUAAUGUCAAAGCUUUAUCAAGCCGAUGGCGAAGAACAACAGGCGGCAGUGAAGGAGUGGUUGGAAAUGUUGGAAGUCAUGGAAGAACAUGCGCUGAUUGGAGUGAAAAAGUUCUUUGGCGGAGACGAGAUAAACAUGGUGGACAUUGCAUUUUCCUUUGUUGCUCACUGGCUUGGGGUUCUCGAAGACGUAGUAGGGCUUGAAAUCUUUGAGCCACACAAGUUCCCUCGAGUGAGCUUGUGGAUCCAAAAUUUCAAAUCAAUCCCUGUAAUCAAAGACAACUUGCCUGAUACCGAUAAGAUGUCUACUUUCUUGAAGCUUGGUAGAGAGAUGAUGUUGACAUCAAAAUUGAAUUAGGGUUUGGACACUUGUGUUCUUUUAUGGAAGGUUUUCAAAAUUCAAACUGAUCAAGUCACUACUUUGUUAGUUCAAUAAUUUUGAUCAGUACAAAUACUAAGAGAGUGGAGAGAAAGAUGAAGUUAUCAUCUUCCUCAUUUUGUUUGGCCAUCCAAAGCUGAAAAGAAGGAAAAACAUAUUUGUUUUCUUUUCCAUUUUAAUCCAAAAUUAAUCACCGGAAUUAAAUUCUUUCCUUAA